AUGUGGUUCCUUACACGCAUCUCGGCGCUGUUCUACCGGCCGAUCGAGAAUGACUACGACACCACGGCGACGAUCGUGACGCCGGUCUACAACGAGGACCCGGCGCUGUUCCGGCUCGCGCUCGAGUCGUGGAUCGCCAACAAGCCGGAACGCAUCAUCGCCGUCAUCGACGUCACUGACACGCGCUGCAUGGCCGUCGCGCACGAGUACGCCGGCGCCGGCGUCGAGGUGAUGCCGAUCGACGUCCCCGGCAAGCGGGCGGCGCUGGCGGCGGGCGUCGACGCCGCCUCGACGGACCUCGUCGCGCUCGUCGACAGCGACGUCAUAUGGGAGCCCGACGUGCUCCGCAAGGUCAAGAUGCCCUUCGCCGACGCCUCCAUCGGCGGCGUCGGCACGCGGCAGCACAUGUACCCCACGGACGGCGCCGCGGCCACGGUGUGGGAGCGCAUCGCCGACAUGUACCUCGACAUGCGCUACGCCGGCGAGGUGCCGGCCGCGACGCGCUGGGGCCGCGCCGUCAGCUGCCUCUCGGGCCGCACCGCCGUCUACCGCACGCGACUGCUCCAAGGGCUGCGGGAGCCGUUCCUCAACGAGACCUUCAUGGGCACGCGGUGCAUGAGCGGCGACGACAAGCGCUACACGUGCCUCGUGCUGCGCAGCGGCUACGCCACCUGGGUCCAGCUCGACGCCCACGUCCACUCGACUUUCAAGCCCGACUUCGCCGGCUUCGUCCAGCAGCGCGUGCGCUGGAGCCGCAACAGCUUCCGCAGCGACCUGCGCGCCCUCUGGGAGGGCUGGGUCUGGCGCCACCCCUUCCUGGCGGUGCUGCUGGUGCUCCGGUCAGUGGCGCCGAUCUGGACGCUGGCCAAGCUGGGCGCGCUGGUCUUCGUCGACGGUCCAACGCGCUGGAAGGUCGCCGUCGCCAUGCUUAUCUGGCAACACGCCCAACAGGCGCUUAAGAUGCUGCCGCAUAUGCGCCGCGUGCCGAGGGACUGGCUGAUCCUGCCACUCGUCGUCGGCGUCCACUACUACGUGUCGUGUGUCAAGGUGUACGCGCUGUUCACGCUGCGCCAGCACAAGUGGCUGACGCGCAAGGUAGCUGUCGUCGACGGCGAAGUGCAGCGGGUGGACUGA
Molecule: messenger RNA, 1134 nt
Organism: Colletotrichum destructivum
Lineage: Eukaryota; Fungi; Ascomycota; Sordariomycetes; Glomerellales; Glomerellaceae
Product: Putative nucleotide-diphospho-sugar transferase
Exons: 1
Coding region: 1-1134 (377 amino acids)
Source: RefSeq, a predicted model, not a curated record